Messenger RNA from Polyodon spathula (Mississippi paddlefish), 3275 nucleotides. Its product is annotated as otolin-1. The record is from RefSeq and is a predicted model, not a curated record. Bases 303 to 1730 code for a protein of 475 amino acids. Gene Ontology annotation, molecular function: protein binding. NCBI's taxonomy places the organism in Eukaryota, Metazoa, Chordata, Actinopteri, Acipenseriformes, Polyodontidae. The transcript is spliced from 5 exons.
UAUAUAAAAAGGCUAUUGAUUUUAUUAGCCUGAGAUGUGCAAUAUCUCUGGAAUCAUCUUACCAACUUCAAUUGGAGCCUUCAGAAAAAAAAGACCCACUUCUCUUGCAGUGUCCACAAUGAGGUGGUGUUUUUUGUUUUGUUUUUGAGGGGAUUGCGGUGGCCAUAAUAGACUUGAGUCAGAUUGCAGCUAUUGGUUUCUGUGAAAGGUCUAUAAAUUGAUCACUUCCUAGUCCUGUGUGUUCAUUUUCCAGUGGAUCUGUGAUCACCGUUUUUAUUGCGCACCACAUCUUUGAAUAGAAAAUGAGCUGUGGAACUGUCCUGCUCUGUCUGGGGCUGCUCUCUGUGCUUGAUGGGGCAGUGUCGACUGCAAUCAGACCACAGCCCCCUCACUUUACUCCUCCUCCUCGUGCCCCACCUACUCCUCCACACCGCUUCCCUGGGAUGAACUUCACCAAACUCGGCUCCCGCAGCUUCCAGGGCAUACCUCCACAGGAGCCCGAGCCAGACUACUCCUACUGUGAGGUCCUAAUGGAGGUGCCGGUGCCUCCACCCAUCGAUAGUGUGCCCUGGUUCUGUCUCUGCGUGCACUACAAAGGAACGGCAGGGCCCAAGGGGGACCAAGGAGACAUGGGUCUUCCAGGCCCUCCAGGAAGUCCUGGGCGUCGAGGAUUCACCGGGUUCCGAGGGUCUCGGGGCUUUAUCGGACGGCAGGGACUCAAAGGUCAGGAAGGCGAGACUGGGGAGAAGGGAGAUCAAGGGAGGAGUGGAUGGCGUGGUGCUAAGGGAGACAUGGAUGUGAAAGGUGACAAGGGCGACCAGGGCAGAGAUGGGUUGCCAGGAUGGAGUGGCCCCAAGGGAAAGCCCGGGCAGUGCCCUGCCGUGUGCAAGGGAGAGGGCGGACAAGGAGAGCCGGGGCCUGCAGGGCCAGCAGGUGAUAAAGGGGAAUCAGGCAUUGCUGGCCCCCCUGGAGUGCCAGGGCAGAAGGGAGACCUGGGAGAAAUAGGUCCCAGAGGGGAGCCGGGACUCAAUGGUAUGAAAGGGGACCAGGGAGAGCAAGGGGUGUGUGAGUGCACAGAUGGGGAGAAGGGAGAUCAGGGAGAGAGGGGUCCACCGGGGCCUCAGGGGUUAAAGGGGGAGCCAGGUCCAAAAGGGAUUAAGGGGCUCCAUGGUCACAUGGGUGAGAAGGGAGAUAUAGGGGAGAGAGGGAUACCGGGACCCUGCUCCCCUACUGUUCAGUCUGCAUUUUCAGCAUCCCUGAGAGACAUUUACCCCAGGCCCAACCUGCCAGUGCCUUUCACGGAAGUGAGCUAUAAUCUUCAAGGCCACUAUAACCAACAGUCCGGGAUUUACGUGGCGCCAGUAAACGGCACGUAUGUCUUCUCCUACCACCUGUGCGCCAACAAUAAGGCACUCACAGUGGGCUUAUUCCGGGACUACAAGUCCGUUGUCAGAAGCACACAACUUGAUGACCUGGGCAAAGUGUCUCAGAUGGUGGUGCUCCACCUGAGUGCCGGGGAACGGCUCUGGCUUCAGGUUAAAGACAGCAACACCAACGGGAUGUACGUGGGCCCUGAAAGCAGCAGCACCUUUUCUGGCUUCCUGCUGUACCCGGAUGCCUGUGACGCUUCUCAGAGCAGAACCUUCCCACUGAACAGUGACUACACUGAUUACAGCUGGGGGGACUCCAUAAGCGAGCCCACCCCUGGUUCUAGCACCCCCUCACCCUAAUGGCACAGCCUUCCUCUCCCCCUUACCCUUCACAGAAACAGGAUUCACCCUCCUCCCAACUUGGUUGAAUAAAACAGCCAAAUACCACUGAAAACAGUUAUUGGUCUCUACCAAAGUUACUAAUGUAUAUCUUGUAUCUUCUGGGAACUUUUAUUGAGAAAGCACAUAUGGCAUGUUUUGGUUUAAUCUUUCUCGUUGGCCCUUUUUAAAACCUCAGAAUGCUCUGCAGUAUCUGAACUGUGGAUCCGUCCUGUUUAGAACCCCAGGCACUCCCUUGUUACUUAUGGGGCCGGGAGGGGGUGGGAUAAGAAGUUGAAGUGAAGAAAGCUUUGGCCCCUUUUCUUCAGCUGAGUAGUUUCUUUUAAGUUCAGCAUUCUCUAUAGGAAAACUCCAAAUUGUGUCUAAUUAAAGUGAAGCUUUGUACUUUUGAGCUUUGUAAAUUUGAAAAAAUAAACGCUAUGUCACAACGUUUGAAAAAAAAUUCUAUCUCUUUAAUUUACUAUUAAGAGAAGAGUUUUUUUUUCUAAUUCUUCUUCAGUGACACCAGUGAUAGGAAACAAUGGUUAAGGACUGAGAAUUAACUUGUGUUUUUUUUUUUUUUGGUACACAUCCUUAUAUAACCCUAGUAGCAGUCUAUGUUAAGUAAGCAGUUGUAUUCUGUGCUAAGAUAUAAUGCAGGAAUGAGUAUCGCUCUGCAUCAUUCUUAAAAGUGUGGUCAUUACCAAUUUAACAAAUCACUUAAGAUCUUUUAAACAAAUGUAACAAAAAACUACAAAAUCUGAAUUUUUAAAGAAUUGAUACCAUGGCUUUAACUCAGUCAAACUGAGGAUGUGCACAUGUUUAAAAAAAGCUGCUACUGCUUCCUGGUUCAUAAUCACUUCUAGUGAUGACCUACAGUAGCCUUGAUUUAGUACCAGGAAGCAGCUGGCUUCACUUUGAAUCCAGAACUAAACAUGAUACACUUGGUUUUAGACUUGACGGUUAGGCCUGAGUGUAUAUGAUCUGCAUUUAAAUUGUUUGGUCGUGAAAUGUAUUGAGUGUGUUAAUAUCGUGUUUGCAAUAAGCCGAUGAGCAAUAAUGAAAUUUUGAGUGAGGGAUUUGAAGUGCAUUUUUUCAGUACAGACUCUGACUUUAUACCUUCAACAGGCUGGUAUAAGAAACCACACAAGACACGCAGUGCGAACCUAAUUAAAAUGACAUUUAUUUACAAGUAAAUGUUUUGUAAGGUUGCUACCUAUUUUACAGGAGGCAGAAUAUUGCUUUGUAUUUUUGUGUUUCAUUUCUCCAGACUAGAAAAUGAAAUAAAGUUUUCAAGAAAGCUGUUGGAAUCCAUGGUGUAACAUCCAGUCAUCUGCUGGGUGCCUUGUUCUUGUUUCACUAAAUGCGCUGCUUUUUUGUUUGAAUCUCACUUCCGGCUGGUUUCACAGAUACCGGUUAGCUCUAGUCUUGAAACCAGCCGUUUCCGUUUUGUAUUUACAAUUUGUUUUAUACAUUUGGAAAGUGGAAUAUUUGUCUUUGUUAAACUUUGCAGCAACAGAAAAACAC